Molecule: messenger RNA, 3287 nt
Organism: Pararge aegeria (speckled wood butterfly)
Lineage: Eukaryota; Metazoa; Arthropoda; Insecta; Lepidoptera; Nymphalidae
Gene: drk
Product: growth factor receptor-bound protein 2
Exons: 6
Coding region: 229-864 (211 amino acids)
Molecular function (GO): protein binding
Source: RefSeq, a predicted model, not a curated record
UGUAGGUACUGUGAAGUGUGAAUGACUGAUGUGUAUUGUGCAGCCCUAGAUCGGAUAAAAUUGUUUCGCAUAAUUGCGUUUAUCAUAAAUAAUAUUAUAUUUUAUUGUCGAUAAAUACAUGCAUUAUGAUUACUUUAAUGCCCUGACCCCAAGUGAUGUUAUAAAAUUGUAUACUUUGUGAGUUAUUUCGGUAUUCAGUGACAUUAGAGUGAAGUGCCUAAUUUGAACAUGGAGGCUAUAGCAAAACACGAUUUCACUGCAACUGCUGAUGAUGAACUGAGUUUUAAGAAGAACCAAGUACUCAAAAUACUUAACAUGGAGGACGAUAUGAAUUGGUACAGAGCUGAAUUAGACGGAAAAGAGGGACUUAUUCCUAGUAAUUAUAUUCAAAUGAAAAGUCAUAGUUGGUAUUAUGGCAGAAUCACAAGAGCAGAUGCAGAAAAAUUGUUAGCAAAUAAACCUGAAGGAGGCUUCCUUAUAAGGAUCAGUGAAUCAAGCCCUGGUGACUUCUCAUUAUCAGUCAAAUGUCCUGAUGGUGUGCAACACUUCAAGGUGCUCCGCGACGCGUCAAGCAAAUUCUUCCUAUGGGUGGUGAAGUUCAACUCGUUAAACGAACUCGUCGAUUACCACCGCACGGCCUCUGUUAGCCGCCUCCAAGAUGUCAAACUUAGAGAUGUGGUGCCUGAAGAGAUGCUGGUACAAGCGCUGUACGACUUUACUCCUCAAGAGGCGGGUGAGCUAGAAUUCAGGCGCGGUGAUGUUAUCACCGUUACCGACCGCUCCGACCAGCACUGGUGGCAGGGGGAGAUAGCGCACCGCCGCGGACUGUUCCCGGCCUCGUACGUGACUGCGUACCAUUCAUAGUGCCCGCGCGUGCGAUGCGACGCACCGCCAACAAACGCGCCCGUUAUCCCCUCCCGCCCCACUCGCUCCUGACACCCACCUUCACCCAUCAACCUCACAUACAAAUCGGUAAACCUAUAUUCACUUGUAUUAGAUUAUGACGAUAAACUAUUAAACUUAUAGCAAUAAUUAUAAAAAAAAACGGCCCGCAGUCGAGGGAUCGCCUUACAUGUUUUAUGGUGCUUUAUGACCAGAUGCUUAAGUCUGCUGUUACAAUAAUUGUGUCUCAGUGCUCGAUCGAUCACAAAAAAGUACUUAUGAACCGAAUAACAUAAUAAAAAAAAUUAAUUAUUAUUUGCAACAGAUAAACAAAGAAAUUUGUUUGCAGCAUGUUUCCGAAAAGCUAUGCACCCAUUUUUACUUAAAUAAUUGAAUGGACGAGCGCAAAGUAAACACGCAUUGCUGUCUAUCUAGUGUUGAAACGGAAAUUGUAUUUAUUGACAAAUUGUUUAAUAUUCAUCGAUAAAAGUUCAGCUGCUGGACUAAAGGCCUCUCCGAACUGGCGGGUGUGUCAAUAAUAACGACGCUGGGCAGACGGGUUUGUAAUCGCAGUAGAUGUUAGUAGUAGCACAAAGGACGCUCCUGCCCAUUCUCGAAGGGGAGGGUCCAAUCCGCAAUCAAAGAGUCGAUGUUCGCUUAUAACAACCUCGAAAAUCGCUUUAAAAUCGAUCUUAUAUGCAUUGCAUUGAAGCUCAAAUUUGCCUUCAUUUCUUUAGGUAGGACUUUUCGCACAACGUUUGAAAAACAAGAAUUAGAAGUUGGGUUUGCGACUCCAAAAUGCUUGUCAUCAGGUCCAUUUUACUUUGACGGUACAGAGUUUGAUACUCGAAAACGGCUCCUCGAUUCGUAAAUCUUGUACUGCUGUAUUCUGUUCAGUUGUCACUACAUGGCCACAGUUAAUAUUAAUAAAUGUUUUAAUUUAUUUUUUCAUUAGUACUAUUUGUCUUUGAUCGACCACAGACAAACAGUUGUAAACUCAGCCUUGGCCCAGCUAUCUGUUAUAAUGGCUAAGCCGCCUUAGCUCAUUGCGAGUGCAACACCAAUUUAUGCAGUACAAAAAGAAAUUAUACAUGCCGCGUCCAUCAUUAUUGAAAUUUGUGACGAAUUUAUUUUAUUUGUAGUCAUGUCAAUUCGACGGAUGAACGUUAUAAUCGUUCGCUUAAACGUGCCAGAAUAUUAUUUUAGAGUUUUUUUUUAUUAAUUAAUAUAUGCUUAGUAAUAAAAAUUACGAAAGGGGUCGAUCGGUACAUCGAUAUCGCUGAUAUUCCCUGAAACAGAUUUCAAAAUAAUGUGAUUGUUUUUUUUUUAUUAUAUAUAUGACGAAUAUUUAUCCGUUUAUAGUGUAUAAUGCUCAUUUUUUUAAAUAUUUACCAUUUUACUUGUUAGUUAAGCGCUAGUUUUAAGUUCGUUUGGUUUCAUUAUGCAUAUUCGAUAAACAAUCAUAUAAUCUGGUACGGUAGUCAUAUCAAUCGUAACGUCCUCUUAAGCUUAGCUUUCCUUAGUCGUAGGCCUAGAUCGACGAUUUGUGUUGCGCACAAAGCGAAAAAGAAACUCGUUUGUAAUAUUAUAUAUUUUAUAAUCAGUGAUCCUUUUUAUAUUGGCAAUGUUUUUAUAGAACGAGUGUACAGAGGUGUUUUAGAACAAUAUUUACGAUCCAUGUAUAUUAAUUACAUUGUGCUUAGUGGAAAGGCUUUUGAUGUGUUUAUUUGAAUGGAAUUUGUUACCCGUUUUAGUGUUUUACAAAUAUGACAAUCGAAGUGUCGUGAAUAACAAUUGUUGUUUAACGUGAAUAAUCAUAAGGACGGCGUAGUUCGUAACUACGAAACUAAUCGGAGAAUUUUUACCUUGGAAGCGUUCGCACCGUGGCACCCGAGUGUCAUUGUACUUAGUUAGCGUUUAACAAUUAUAGUCAAGACUUUGGAAUUAAUAACUUUGAGUGCUCGUUAAUCCAAUGUAGAUAUUUAUUUUUGUUAUUGUAAUGUAAUCGAAAAUAGCCCUUUAUUAAUCGAAACGUAAUAGGAAUUAAUCGUAAUUGAAACUUAAUAGAAAAAAAAACGUAGGGCGUCAAUAAAUAAUAAAUAAUAUUUCUAAUGGAAAAAUAAUUUCUAAUGAGAGUUAUUCCCUUUCAGCGAAGCAUUUAACUGUGUGUAUUAUAGGAGAUAAGUUGGUAUCGCAACGCACAUGUGAUUUUCACGAUCUGUAAAGUCGGUUAGAGAUCCCAACUCGCUAUAAGCUGUGACAAUUGCGUUUGUCAUGAGAUAACUAUCCAUAAAUCAUUUUAGUGCUAUAAUCUAUAAUAAUCAAAUAUUUAAAUAGUUAAGUUAUGAUUCUCCAAUAUUGUGGAAGAUGUAUAAUAUUUUUUACUAAUAAAUUUAAUAUUGUAA